This is a messenger RNA of Cyclopterus lumpus (lumpfish), 762 nucleotides long. Its product is annotated as anionic trypsin-1. Gene Ontology annotation, molecular function: serine-type endopeptidase activity. The record is from RefSeq and is a predicted model, not a curated record. Lineage: Eukaryota; Metazoa; Chordata; Actinopteri; Perciformes; Cyclopteridae. The transcript is spliced from 5 exons. The coding region runs from base 1 to 762 and encodes 253 amino acids. Gene Ontology annotation, biological process: proteolysis.
AUGAACCUAGCUCCUUCCUACCCCCUCUCACUGCUCCUGCUGCUGGCUGCCCCCCUACCAGGCGUGUCCGGGACCAGAAUCAUCGGGGGUGCAGAGGUGCCCCCCCUCUCCAUCAAGUACCAGGCCUCCAUCCUGUUCAUGAACUACCACUUCUGUGGAGGCACCCUCAUCCACAGGCAGUGGGUGGUGUCUGCCGCCCACUGCUGGAGACCGAGUCACCUGAUCCAGGUGGUCCUGGGUGAGCAUGACAUCAGCAAGGAGGAGGGCACUGAGCAGAGGUUCAACGUGGUCUUGGUCCUCCAGCACUACCAGUACCAACACUGGACGUUUGACAAUGACAUCAUGCUGCUGAAGUUGGACCGCCCGGCUGACAUCAACGCCUCGGUGGAGCCGGCCUCUCUGCCGGACCCGGACUCCCCGCCCCUGGCGGACUUUGCCCCGUGCACGGUCAGCGGCUGGGGGGUCACCUGGCUGUACAGCUACCAGCUGUCCCCCGUCCUGAAGUCCGUGGAGGUGGACCUGUUCAACGACUGCUGGUACUACUACUACUUCAGGGUCACGGACAACAUGCUGUGUGCCGGAUCGCUCUCUGGGGGGAAGGACUCCUGUCAGGGGGACUCGGGGGGGCCUCUCAUGUGCAACGGCAGGUUUGUGGGCAUCGUGUCGUGGGGCAUCGGCUGUGCCUACGCUUACUACCCCGGGGUCUACACCAAGGUCAGGAACUACCUCGGGUGGAUCCACUGGGUGACCCAGAACCGCUGA